Messenger RNA from Bipolaris oryzae ATCC 44560, 411 nucleotides. RefSeq lists its product as uncharacterized. Bases 1 to 411 code for a protein of 136 amino acids. NCBI's taxonomy places the organism in Eukaryota, Fungi, Ascomycota, Dothideomycetes, Pleosporales, Pleosporaceae. Gene Ontology annotation, biological process: replication fork processing; resolution of meiotic recombination intermediates. The record is from RefSeq and is a predicted model, not a curated record. Gene Ontology annotation, molecular function: chromatin binding; protein heterodimerization activity. The transcript is spliced from 3 exons. Gene Ontology annotation, cellular component: FANCM-MHF complex; Fanconi anaemia nuclear complex.
AUGGCGUCUAACGAUGCCGAAGCAGAGCGCGAGGAGCGGCUCAAGUCCGCUCUCUGGUACGCAAUCGGCCAAUUCGUUGACGACAAGUCUUUGGAAAGCGAUCUGAAUGCCACUCCGCAAUUCAUUGGUGCUUUGACUGAACUUGUCUAUACUCAGAUCGCAAACACAGCCCGGGAUCUCGAAGUGUUCUCGAAGCAUGCCGGACGCAAGACAAUCAAUCCAGACGAUGUCCUCCUCCUCGGUAGACGCAAUGAGCAGCUGCAAGCCAUGCUGGAGAAGGAGCUAGAGGAAAUCAGAGCUGCCGAGGGGAGACGGGCAGAUGGACAGCCAGUUGCUCGCGCACAACCAGCUGCUGCAGGAAAGAAGCGAGGAAGGCCUGCUGGCACGGGAAAGGGCAAAUCAAAAGCUUGA